AUGUCCCCUUAUCGACCUGCCUAUCUAACGCAUGAGGCCAAGUUUGACCCAUUCAUUGCUUGGGCCAAAGGAUCUGAAUCAUGCCCCUCUGCCGUUUCAGCUUCGUUUUUUCAGGAUCCUGAUAGUCCGCCACCUUACGCGAUUCAGUUUGUUCGACAAGUCAAUUUCGGUGCUGUCGAGGCUAAGAGAUAUUUCAUCCCUGACCCCGAAGCAAGUGGAGUCCGGGUUGAAUUCGUGGAGAUUACCGAGCAAGAUUUGAUCGCUGGGAAUUUCCAGAAGCUCAAUUCGUACAAAAACUUCAAGUGUGCAACGCACAACAAGUUCUUCGAAGUCAAUCUGUACCAAAAGGACCCAGUUAAUCGGCACCACUGGCGAAUGAACAUUGCUCGGCCAGCUAGCGAUAUCGAUCUUUAG
Messenger RNA from Penicillium soppii, 414 nucleotides. RefSeq lists its product as uncharacterized. The transcript is spliced from 2 exons. The coding region runs from base 1 to 414 and encodes 137 amino acids. NCBI's taxonomy places the organism in Eukaryota, Fungi, Ascomycota, Eurotiomycetes, Eurotiales, Aspergillaceae. The record is from RefSeq and is a predicted model, not a curated record.